AUGAAAAUUCAAAACUUGCAAGUCAAGUCAAAACACACCAAGACGUUUUUGAAAAAGACAAUGGAAACAGCGUUUGUCUUCAACUUUUUUUUCUUCACUAACUAUCAUAUCGUUGAAUACACUAUGAGUUUGACUUGGAAUCGUAGCAAAGAAAUUGUUGAAUGUGGAGAAAAAGUUCGCAAACUGAACUUUAAAACGGAGGAUGUAAAGCCAUCAGCUCCUGUCUUCACGUACGACGGUAACUUCCGAGAGUUCAAGGUUUGCGAUUCGAUUACCUGCGAGAGUAAAACUGGAAAAGAAAUUGAAUACUUCAUGACCUCCACUAAACCAUUCGACCAAUGCGGUAAAGAGCCUAACACCAUUAGGUUGAAACAAGUUGGAAAGCAAACAGUGACGUGCAAAGCUUCUGUAUAUCUUGGUAAAAAAGAAGAUUAA
Messenger RNA from Helobdella robusta, 435 nucleotides. RefSeq lists its product as hypothetical. NCBI's taxonomy places the organism in Eukaryota, Metazoa, Annelida, Clitellata, Rhynchobdellida, Glossiphoniidae. The coding region runs from base 1 to 435 and encodes 144 amino acids. The transcript has 3 exons. The record is from RefSeq and is a predicted model, not a curated record.